Messenger RNA from Oncorhynchus gorbuscha (pink salmon), 2150 nucleotides. RefSeq lists its product as uncharacterized. NCBI's taxonomy places the organism in Eukaryota, Metazoa, Chordata, Actinopteri, Salmoniformes, Salmonidae. The transcript is spliced from 6 exons. Bases 132 to 2150 code for a protein of 672 amino acids. The record is from RefSeq and is a predicted model, not a curated record.
CAUGGCGGCGUACUGAACACAAACACCGCACACUUUUACCCACGAAGAUAAGCAAUCGGAUAAUGACAAACGAUUCAAUUUGCGUUUAAAUGGUCAAGUCAAAUGAUGAGCAAGAAAACUGACGGCGAAAUAUGCCAAACCCAAGAAAGCACGACCAUAACACUGGCUCAAAUGAAAUCUGGAGUCAUGGUUCCACAUUUUCACAAAAAAGGCUGAGAACAAACAAAUCGGGUAAAAGUCAGAAACUGACACCCCAAUCUUCCCCUCCUGUCAGGAAGUCACCACAUACUCGUUCUAAAGAUCUGGAGACCCCCAAACGACGAGCGAGGGGCAGAUACACGGGUUUAAACAACACGGCUGAUUCCCCUGGGGAUGGAGAUAUUUUACAAGACAUCAUAUGGGACCCGGCAUCACCUCCUCCUGCUGGAAGUGGCGAAGGGCCCGGCAACACCAGAGUUGUUGAGAUAUCAGACAUUGUCAAUCGGAUCGCCCCUAAGGAUGUCCAGCAUGUCUCUGUGGAUAGUCCUCUGCUUCAGUGGAUUGGGGACAGUGCUGUCCCAUGUACCCCAGAGGUACGCCCGCCCAAAGCAAGGAAGAAAUCCACUCGGAAAAGCUCAGUGGAGGACUUGAUGCAGCUGGCCAGGCAGUUUGACAUCAACAUGCACCAGCAGGACCAAGAGAAGAGGAGCUCUGAACACACAAACAAUACCAUAAACAACAACCGCUACGGGGAGGAACCCAAGUGCUCGUCAUCAGCCCAGCAGGUAGAGGCGGAGCUUAACGCUCUGUUCGACGGGCCGACGCAGCGGGUCACCGGACGGCUCAGCCAAGGGUCGACCGCCUCCACCUGUUCUCAGGAGGUCAAGGUUCAAGUUGGGGUCAGCCAUCUCACUGCCGAUGACCUCGUCAAAGAGUCGGAGGUCAAGCCUGGCGGGGGAAGCACGUCUGGUUCAUCGGCUCGUACUGGUAAAGAGGAAGUGGGACAGUGGAACGCCACGACGACUGUGGCGAAAGACGAGGACUUUGACUGGGAGGAUGAUGACCUUCUCAAUGACCCUAUCGUGUUGGAGAUGACCCAGAAUCCUGACGGACUGAAAACGCUGUCCCCCAAACCCAGCAGCUCAAGCACACACCUUCAACCCUCAAACAGAGGUGGCCUCACUGGGCCAUGUCCUAAACCCAAGCCCAACAGCAGAAGACCGUUCCUCACUGUUGGAGCGGCCCAGCCUGAGAGACCCAGGCCCGGCGUGUCUGCGGCUGUGGGGAGUAGGGGCCCAGACUCUGCAGAAGGGAGGGCUGAUGGGGUGAGCACAGCCACAACUCCAACGUCACGUGGAACCACAGCCCCAGACUCCGCUUUCAAAGACCUCUCAGAGGAGGACCUCCAGUCCCUGUUUGACUCUGAGUCGCUUUGGAAUGACGACGAAGGUGACGAUGACGAACUGCUGUAUCAGGUGUGUGACGACGUUGAAAGGAUCUCCAACAGUCAACCCCUGUCCGAGGAUGCCUCCGUAACCACGGAUACCACUGAGGUCCGCUUCCAAGAGAGCAAACCGAAAGCUCCUCCAUCCGCCCCUCUGGCUGCAGUGAGAGAGGGGACUGUGACUAUGGAUAGGGCUGUAGGUGGUCCUAGCAGUAAACAGUCAACCACCUGCACGUCUGGCCGCUCCAACUCAGCACCAGGAGAUGGGAGCAGCACCCCUGUGCACUUUCAGAGAUGGAACAUUCCAGCGAAAGCAGGAAAUGUUUGGGUCGGACAUCAUACAGUCACGUCCCAGAGCCUUCCAGGCAGCGGGGAGGGUCUGGGAAAGUUUACCCAGCUGAAGGGUGCUCCAGGCUGGGGAACAUUUGGCCUAGGAUCCCUUGGAGUUAGAACCUUCCAAGCAGAGAACUCAAAGUCGGUCAUGCCACGGACAGUGUCGGCGAGAACCCUCCCAAACUCAAAUUCCCAUCAGGCGUCAUCGUUCAAGAGACAUCUGUCGGACUCGGCCGCCAUCGGCAACAAAGUGUUUGUCAACAGUCAGCUGACGGGGAGAUGCACGGAGGAGGAGAUUGAGAGGAAGAAGCAGGAGGCCAUAGCCAGAAGAAGGACCAGAGAAACCUCCCUAAAAGCAGGGGACUUCCUCUGUGACUCAACAACGGGACACUAG